Molecule: messenger RNA, 9376 nt
Organism: Coregonus clupeaformis (lake whitefish)
Lineage: Eukaryota; Metazoa; Chordata; Actinopteri; Salmoniformes; Salmonidae
Product: filamin-A-like
Exons: 47
Coding region: 1-7359 (2452 amino acids)
Biological process (GO): actin cytoskeleton organization
Molecular function (GO): actin filament binding
Source: RefSeq, a predicted model, not a curated record
AUGAACUGUGAAAAAUCUGCAUAUUUAUAUAUUGCGGUUUCUCCUCCAGACUCCAAGGCCAUAGUGGAUGGUAACCUGAAGCUGAUCCUGGGCAUGGUGUGGACUCUGAUCCUCCACUACUCCAUCUCCAUGCCCAUGUGGGACGAGGAAGAGGAGGGGGGCGACGGUCAGCACAAGACCCCGAAACAGAGGCUUCUGGGAUGGAUCCAGAACAAGCUACCAGAGAUCCCCAUCCACAACUUCAGCAGAGACUGGCAGAGUGGCAGAGCACUGGGGGCACUGGUCGACAGCUUUGCUCCAGGCCUGUGUCCAGACUGGGACCAGUGGGACCAGACUAAACCAGUGGACAACGCCCGGGAGGCCAUGAAGCAGGCUGAUGAAUGGCUGGGCAUCCCUCAGGUGAUAACCCCAGAGGAAAUCGUUGACCCUAAUGUAGAUGAACAUUCCGUGAUGACAUACCUGUCCCAGUUCCCCAAGUCCAAACUGAAGCCUGGCGCACCAUUCCGCCCCCAGCCUGGCACACCCCACUGCCCCCAGCCUGGCGCACCCCACUGCCCCCAGCCCGACCCCAAGAAGGCCCGCGCAUACGGACCAGGUAUAGAGCCAGUAGGUAACGUUGUGAUGCAGAAGGCGGUGUUUACAGUGGAGACCAUCAGUGCUGGGAUGGGAGAGGUCCUGGUGUAUGUAGAGGACCCUGCCGGACACAGAGAGGAGGUCAAGGUGACAGCCAACAAUGAUAAGAACCGAACCUACACUGUCUUCUACAUACCCAAAGUCACUGGGAUGCAUACGGUGACGGUGCUGUUUGCGGAGCUGCACAUCAAUAAGUCUCCUUAUGAGGUGGAUGUGGGGAUGGCUCAGGGAGACAGCAGUAAGGCUGCAGCCCAGGGACCAGGACUAGAACCUUCCGGAACGUCGCCAACAGCCCAGGGACCAGGACUAGAACCUUCCGGGAACGUCGCCAACAAGACCACAUACUUUGACGUCUACACCGCAGGUGCUGGUGUGGGAGAGGUGGAGGUGGUGAUCAUGGACCCAGCGGGUGAGAAGGACGCGGUGGUGUGUCAGAUCGAGGAUAAGGGCAACAGUUCGUACCGCUGCAGCUACAAGCCCACCCUGGAGGGGCCACACACCAUCUACGUUACCUUCGCUGGAGGACAGAUCAGCAAGAGCCCCUUCACUGUCAACAUAGGAGAGGCUUGUAACCCCAGCCUGGUUCGGGCUAAGGGGCGUGGUCUGCAGCCUAAAGGCCUCAGGGUGAAGGAGACAGCUGACUUCAGAGUCUUCACUAAAGGAGCUGGGACUGGAGAACUCAAAGUCUGCAUCAAGGGACCCAAGGGUCUGGAGGAGGCCUGUCAGAGGAAGGAUCUAGGAGAUGGUGUGUUUGGGUUUGAAUACUACCCCACCCCCGGAACAUACUGUGUUACCAUCACCUGGGGAGGACAACACAUACCCCGCAGCCCAUUGGAGGUGAAGAUUGGUUCGGAGGCGGGGCCACAGAAGGUGCGUGCCUGGGGGCCUGGCCUGGAGAGCGGCAUUAUGGGUAAAUCUGCCGACUUCGUGGUCGAGGCCGUCGGAGACAACGUGGGAACACUGGGUUUCUCGGUGGAGGGGCCGUCCCAGGCGAAGAUAGAGUGUGACGAUAAGGGCGACGGGUCAUGUGACGUGCAGUACUGGCCAAUGGAAGCAGGGGAAUAUGCGGUGCAUGUCCUCUGUAACAACGAGGACAUCCAGCACUCUCCCUUCAUGGCUGAAAUCACUGCUGCUCCAAACAAGGACUACUACCCUGAUAAGGUGAAGGUGCAUGGUCCAGGUCUGCAGAGCAGUGGUCUAGCUGUGGGGAAAUGGACUGAGUUCACAAUCGACGCCAGACUAGGAGGCAAAGCCCCUCUCAAGAUCCUGGUACAGGAUGGUGAGGGCACCCCAGUAGAUGUUCAGGUGAAGGAUAACGGUAAUGGAACGUACACCUGCAGUUACACCCCCAAGAAACCCCUCAAACACACCGUCAUGGCGUCCUGGGGCGGAGUCAACAUACCGGACAGUCCUUUCAGGAUGACCAUCGGGGAAGGCUGCCACCCUAACAAGGUGAAGGUGUCAGGUCCUGGUGUGGCUAAAACAGGGCUGAAGGCUUUUGAACCAACAUCCUUCACUGUGGACUGUGCUGAGGCAGGACAAGGGGACAUCAGUAUAGGUAUAAAGUGCUCUCCAGGUGUGGUGGGACCGGCAGAGGCAGACAUCGACUUCGACAUAAUCAGGAACGACAAUGACACGUUUACCGUUAAAUACACCCCGCAAGGCGCUGGUAGCUACACUAUCAUGGUGCUAUUCGCUGACCAGACCAUCCCCAUGACUCCCAUCAGGAUCAAAGUUGACCCGUCACAUAACGCCAGCAAGGUGAAGGCCGAGGGACCAGGACUCAACCACAGUGGUGUGGAGUUAAACAAGCUGACCCACUUCACAGUAAACGCCAAGGCUGCAGGUAAAGCCAAGCUGGACGCUGUGUUCUCCGGCCCGGCUAAAGGAGAGACGGUCAAGGACUUUGAGAUCAUCAACAACCACGAUAACACCCACACGGUCAAGUACACCCCCGUCCAGCAGGGCCCUCUGGGAGUGGCCGUCACCUACGGAGGAGAUUCUGUUCCCAAGAGUCCCUUCUCCAUCCCCGUGGUACCAAGCCUCGACCUCAGCAACAUACAAGUGGCUGGACUGGGUGAUAAGAUGACGGUGGGUAAGGACCAGGAAGUGACGGUGAAGUGUAAAGGAGCAGGAGGUCAGGGGAUGGUCUGGGCCAAGGUUACAGGGCCUUCUGGGACACCUGUCACCAGCAAGGUGGAGGCGGGUCUUAAACCAGAUACCAGUCAAGUGAAGUUUAUCCCUUGGGAGGCAGGGCCAUACCAGGUGGAGCUGACCUAUGACGGCACUCCGAUCCCAGGAUCCCCCUUCAACCCCACCGCCUACCCCCCCACCGACGCUACCAAGGUGAAGUGUUCCGGCCCAGGUUUGGAGCGUGCCAAGAUGGGAGAGACAGGGGAGUUUGUGGUGGACUGUACCAACGCGGGUCCGGCUGAGCUGACCAUAGAGAUCAUCAGUGACAGCGGGACAGAGGCAGAGGUCCACAUCCAGGACAAUGGAGACGGAACCUACACCAUCACCUACAUCCCCCUGUGCCCCGGCUCAUACACCCUCACCAUCCGCUACGGGGGGCAGGAUGUACCCAACUUCCCCGCCCGCCUCGCCGUGGAGCCGGCCGUCAACGCCAGCGGAGUCCUCGUGUUCGGACCGGGAGUAGAGGGCAAAGGCGUGUUCCGCGAGGCUACCACAGACUUCACAGUAGAUGCGCGGCCCCUGACCCAGACGGGAGGGAACCACAUCAAGACAGUGAUCCAGAACCCAUCUGGAGCCGUUACCCACGCUGUCAUCACCGACCACUAUGACGGAACCUACAGCGUAGAGUACACUCCCUACCAAGAAGGUCCCCACAGUGUAGAGGUGACGUACGAUGAGACACCAGUACCCAACAGUCCGUUCCGUGUUGCCGUGAUGGAGGGGUGUGACCCGGGACGUGUGCGUGUGCAUGGACCCGGCCUGGACACAGGCAUCACCAACAAAGCCAAUCAAUUCACAGUGGAGACCCGUGGUGCGGGUACAGGGGGUCUGGGUCUGGCUGUAGAGGGCCCGUCGGAGGCGAAGAUGUCCUGCACCGACAACAAAGAUGGCAGCUGCAGUGUGGAGUACAUUCCCUACGAGGCUGGAACAUAUAACCUCAACAUCACCUACGGAGGACAGCCUAUCGGUGGCAGUCCCUUUCAGGUGCCCGUCAGCGACACGGUGGACAGUUCUAUGGUGAAGUGUAAGGGGGAGGGGCUUGGAACCAACGUGCGUGCCAACAUUCCACAGGCCUUCACCGUGGACGCAUCUAAAGCAGGAGUCGCCCCUCUGCAAGUCCGAGUACAAGGACCCAAAGGUGUGGUGGAGCCAGUAGAGUGUGUGGAUAAUGGAGACCAGACUCACACAGUGAACUACAUCCCCACCAGAGAGGGACCUUACUCUAUCAACGUACUGUACGCUGACCAAGACAUCCCACACAGUCCCUACAAGGUGAAGGUGUUGCCUACCCAUGAUGCCAGUCAGGUGCGUGCCAGCGGCCCCGGUCUCAACACCACCGGAGUGCCCGCCUCUCUGCCUGUCGAGUUCACCAUCGACGUUAAGGAUGCAGGAGAGGGGCGGCUCGCCGUGCAGAUCACGGACCCAGAGGGGAAGCCUAAGAAGGCCAGUAUCCGUGACAACCAGGACGGGACCUACCUGGUGUCGUAUGUACCUGACAUGACUGGUAGUUACACCAUCCUGAUUAAGUAUGGAGGGGAUGAGAUCCCCUACUCCCCCUUCCGCAUCAGGGCUCUACCUACUGGAGACGCCAGCAAGUGUACUGUCACAGGAGCUGGUGUGGGUCCGACCAUCCAGAGUGGUGAGCAGACCGUCAUCACUGUGGAUGCAAAGGCUGCUGGGAAAGGAAAGGUGACGUCCAGUGUGUGUACCCCAGAAGGGGUGGAGUUAGAUGUAGAUGUGGUGGAGAAUGAGGAUGGAACCUUUGAUAUCUUCUACUCCGCCCCCCAGCCUGGAGAUUACUGCAUCUGUGUUCGCUUUGGAGGGGAACUCAUCCCCAACAGCCCCUUCCAGGUCACGGCAUUGGAAGGAGCCCCCUCAGAUCAGCUCCUCCAACAGGAACAACUACCACAGGACUACAGUCAACAGCCCUGGGCAACAGACCGGCCAAUGGGAAUGAACGGUUUGGACGUUGCGGGACUCAGGCCGUUUGACCUGGUCAUCCCCUUCACCAUCCAGAAUGGAGAGAUCACAGGUAACGUGCGCAUGCCGUCAGGUAAGACAGCCAAGCCGGACAUCACAGACAAUAAAGAUGGGACAGUAACAGUUAAAUAUGCUCCAACUGAGGCCGGCCUGCACGAGAUGGACAUCAAAUACGACGGGAUACACAUCCCUGGUAGUCCCCUCCAGUUCUAUGUGGACUAUGUGAACAGUGGGAACGUCAGUGCGUACGGACCGGGCCUGAUCCACGGGACCGUCAACAAACCUGCCGUCUUCACCGUCAACACCAAGGACGCAGGAGAAGGGUUAGGUGGUCUGUCUCUGGCCAUCGAGGGUCCGUCUAAAGCCGACAUCAGCUGUGUGGAUAACCAGGAUGGAACCUGUUCCGUAUCCUACCUGCCUGUUUUACCUGGAGACUACAGCAUCCUGGUCAAAUACAAUGACAAACACAUCCCCGGCAGCCCCUUCUCAGCCCGCAUCACAGGUGAUGACUCUAUGAGGAUGUCCCUUCUGAAGGUGGGCUCGGCCGCUGACAUCCCAUUGGACAUCGGCGAGCUGGACCUGAGUCAGCUGACGGCCUCUCUGACCACGCCCUCAGGCCGGGAGGAACCCUGCCACCUCAAGAUGCUCCGCAACGGACAAGUCGGUAUCUCAUUUGUUCCCAAGGAGAUUGGGGAGCACCUGGUGAACAUCAAGAAGAACAGACGCCAUAUUCCCAGCAGCCCCAUCGCCAUGAUGAUCAGCCAAUCAGAGAUCGGCGACGCCAGCCGGGUGCGUGUGACUGGCCAGGGCCUCAGCGAGGCCAAAACCUUCGAACCCGCUGAGUUCAUCAUCGACACACGUGAGGCAGGUUACGGGGGUCUGAGUCUGUCCAUCGAGGGCCCCAGUAAGCUGGACAUUAACUCUGAGGACCAGGAGGAUGGCACCUGUAAGGUCAGCUACUGCCCUACUGAACCAGGAAACUACAUCAUCAACAUCAAGUUCGCCGACCAGCACGUACCAGGGAGUGCGUUCACGGUGAAGGUGACAGGAGAAGGCAGGAUGAAGGAGAGCGUCACCAGGAGGAUAGGAGCAGCUUCCGUCACUAACGUGGGCAGCCAGUGUGACCUCAGCCUCAAGAUUCCAGAGAUCAGCAUAGCAGACAUGAUGGCCCAGGUGACCAGUCCGUCUGGCCAGGUUCACAAGGCUGACAUCAUGGAGGGAGAGAACAACACCUACUGCAUCCGCUUUGUUCCCACGGAGACCGGCGUGCACACAGUGUGUGUGAACUACGCGGGCGUGCACGUGCCCGGCAGCCCCUUCCAGUUCACAGUGGGGCCCCUUGGAGAAGGAGGAGCCCACAAGGUCCGCGCUGGGGGGCCCGGGCUGGAGAGGGCAGAGGCUGGAGUACCAGCUGAGUUCAGUAUCUGGACGCGGGAGGCGGGUGCUGGGGGUCUCAGCAUUGCGGUGGAGGGGCCCAGUAAAGCAGAGACCACCUUCGAGGACCGGAAGGACGGAUCCAGUGGAGUGUCCUACAUGGUCCAGGAGUCAGGAGACUAUGAGGUGUCUAUCCGUUUCAACGACGAGCACAUCCCUGACAGUCCCUUCGUGGUUGCCGUGGCAUCGCCCUCUGAUGACGCCAGACGCCUCACUGUUGCCAGUCUUCAGGAGUCCGGGUUGAAGGUCAACCACCCAGCAUCCUUUGCUGUGAGCCUGAAUGGAGCGAAGGGACAGAUCGAUGCUAAAGUCCACAGCCCAUCUGGAUCCCUGGAGGGCUGCUGCGUUACUGAGCUAGACCAAGAUCAGUAUGCUGUGAGGUUCAUUCCCAGAGAGAACGGUCUGUACCUGAUCGAUGUGAAGUUCAACGGCAGCCACAUCCCCGGCAGCCCCUUCAAGAUCCGGGUGGGGGAGACAGGACAGGCUGGAGACCCAGGCAUGGUGACCGCAUACGGAGCUGGAUUAGAGGGAGGAACCACUGGUACAGCCUGUGAGUUUGUGGUGAACACCAGUACGGCGGGGCCCGGGGCCCUGGCGGUGACCAUCGACGGCCCAUCCAAGGUAAAGAUGGACUGUGUUGAGUGUCCGGAGGGUUACAAGGUGACCUACACCCCCAUGGCUCCAGGACACUACUUAAUCUCCAUCAGAUACGGAGGACCUUCCCACAUCGUAGGAUCCCCCUUCAAGGCCAAGAUCACUGGCUCCAAGCUGGUCAGUAGCCAUAGUAACCAUGAGACGACCAGCAUCACGGUCGACCCUGUGACUCGCCAGGACAGCCAAGGGGACGCCCGCUGUGUGACAGCCAAGGGGCUCGGUCUAUCAAAGGGCUUCAUAGGCCAGAAUAACAACUUCAGCGUUGACUGCAGCAAAGCAGGUCGUAACAUGCUGUUGGUGGGUGUUGACGGGCCCAGGGUUCCCUGUGAGGAGGUUCUGGUGAAGCACGUUGGGAACCGUAUCUAUAACAUCAGCUACCAGCUCAAGGAGAAGGGAGAGUACAUCCUGGUUGUGAAGUGGGGAGAACAGCACAUCCCUGGCAGCCCCUACCACAUCACUGUCUAGACCAAUCAGAUUCUACCACAUCACUGUCUAGACCAAUCAGAUUCUACCACAUCACUGUCUAGACCAAUCAGAUUCUACCACAUGACUGUCUAGACCAAUCAGAUUCUACCACAUCACUGUCUAGACCAGGGUUCCCCAACUGGCAGCCCGGUAAUUUUAGUUUUACGUUUUCUGAGCAAUAAAUAAAUGUUAUUUAAAUGUUUUAUUGUUGGCCGCAUGUUGCAGACUCCUGGUCUAGACCAAUCAGAUUUAACCAUACCAAUGUGAAUUCAGAACCCUCAAAACUAGCACUUUGUCUAGACCAAUCAGAACGCCCCAAAUCACUGUCUAACCAAUCACCAAUUACAACCUUCCAAACUCAUACACCAUAACCCAAAACAAACAAUAAUGCAUAAACACAACCAAUCAGAACCCCCCCUCCCCCUUUUAUUACUGUAACUAGCUUAGCAACAUUUCCCCACGCAGUGUUUAGCUGUGUGCUAGUGCUAGCCUAGAAUAGCAUAGUGUAUAGGUAUAGGGGUUUGCCUAGCGUAGCAUAGUAUAAUGGUAUAGGGAUUAGCAUAAUGCUAGUCCAGUGUGUUCAUGAUGCUAAUUUUAACACAUUUGUUUAGCUGCUGCUAGUGUGGCCUGGUGUUAGCUCGUCUUAACCAUAACAAUAAUGAAAGUGAGGAUAGGUUAAUAACUGCUAGUGUCGGGUUUACGACCUGUAAUAAUGUGUUAACAUAACAAUAGUAAAACACAGCCGUAUAACGUCACUGCUGCCACAUGUUUUAAAGGUGUAACUAGCACCACUGCAGUAACUGACUGACCCAGUUAUAACUGCAUCUUACUGCAUAUUGACUAGCAUCAAAGUAGUAAUAACUCAAGUAUUAAUGUCCAUGUUACUAUUAUUAUACAGUUAUGAAUAACUGUAGUGUGGAUGUGAUGUCCCGAUGUUGCUAGUAUUGAGUGAUAACUGUCACAGUAAUAACCGUAAUGUUAGUAAUAUUGAGUAAUAACUGUAAUGUUAGUAAUGUUGAGUAAUAACUGUAAUGUUAGUAAUGUUGAGUAAUAACUGUAAUGUUAGUAAUGUUGAGUAAUAACUGUAAUGUUAGUAAUGUUGAGUAAUAACCGUAAUGUUAGUAAUAUUGAGUAAUAACUGUAAUGUUAGUCAUGUUGAGUAAUAACUGUAAUGUUAGUCAUGUUGAGUAAUAACCGUAAUGUUAGUAAUGUUGAGUAAUAACCGUAAUGUUAGUAAUAUUGAGUAAUAACUGUAAUGUUAGUCAUGUUGAGUAAUAACUGUAAUGUUAGUCAUGUUGAGUAAUAACUGUAAUGUUAGUCAUGUUGAGUAAUAACUGUAAUGUUAGUCAUGUUGAGUAAUAACUGUAAUGUUAGUCAUGUUGAGUAAUAACUGUAAUGUUAGUCAUGUUGAGUAAUAACUGUAAUGUUAGUCAUGUUGAGUAAUAACUGUAAUGUUAGUCAUGUUGAGUAAUAACUGUAAUGUUAGUCAUGUUGAGUAAUAACUGUAAUGUUGAGUAAUAACUGUAAUGUUAGUAAUGUUGAGUAAUUCUGUAAUGUUAGUAAUGUUGAGUAAUAACUGUCAUGUUAGUAAUGUUGAGUAAUAACUGUAAUGUUAGUCAUGUUGAGUAAUAACUGUAAUGUUAGUCAUGUUGAGUAAUAACUGUAAUGUUAGUCAUGUUGAGUAAUAACUGUAAUGUUAGUAAUGUUGAGUAAUAACUGUAAUGUUAGUAAUGUUGAGUAAUAACUGUAAUGUUAGUAAUGUUGAGUAAUAACUGUAGUGUUAGUAAUGUUGAGUAAUAACUGUAAUGUUAGUAAUGUUGAGUAAUAACUGUAAUGUUAGUAAUGUUGAGUAAUAACUGUACUGUUAGUAAUGUUGAGUAAUAACUGUAAUGUUAGUAAUGUUGAAUAAUAACUGUCUCAGUAAUUCCAGAACAAAAAAUUACCUUGUCUGUUAAAGGACUUUAAAGUGUUGUAAGACAUACAGUAUUUUAAUACACAAUAAAGAUGUCUAAGUAUA